UGGCGAGAUGGGACCAUCAUGACCCUUCAUAACACUGGUACGGACGAACUUCACACUGGUUGGUACGCUUCGCUCAGCAGAAUCUCAAACAUCGCCACCUUCAAGUUCUUCCCUAUCUCUGCUUUCUUUGGUCCUGGUAUUCAUCCCAUAGGACCCGUACUGAAUCAUGAUUGCGAUGUCACGGUCGAUCCUGGUGCAGCAGAGGAUCGGAAAGACGUCCCUCGAGGUGGAAAGAACAGGAAUGACAGGAAACGUUCACAAACGAUGUCGAACAGAAUGAAGUGUCUCGGAGUAUCAUACGUUGACUCCUCGAGCGCGACAGGUGGCUGCCGUGUAACAUGCAGAAUUGGGAUACGGGAGCACUCGCCUAUUGUCCCGACUCUAGCAUUCUGUGCGUUGGGAUACAUGGGAAACCUCCACGGUCCUCUGGCUGUGACGGUCGACAAGGUUCUGAACGACUACAUCCAUGGCAUUCUCCAAUACGCAAUGGUAGCUCGGGUAGUGACCCCAGAUAGGCGUAGACGUCGAGCUUAUCCGCGAUGUUUGCUAAAGGACUAUGAGUGGUGA
Fomitopsis serialis is the source of this 567-nucleotide messenger RNA. RefSeq lists its product as uncharacterized. The coding region runs from base 19 to 567 and encodes 182 amino acids. The transcript is spliced from 6 exons. The record is from RefSeq and is a predicted model, not a curated record. Lineage: Eukaryota; Fungi; Basidiomycota; Agaricomycetes; Polyporales; Fomitopsidaceae.